AUGAUUAUUUUACAUAUUAUUGGUUCAUUAGCCAUUUUUAUUUUUUUACUAAUAUCAAAUUCAUUUCAAAAUUCAACUUUUUUAUUAGAUAAAAAAUAUAAUUUAUCAUUACAAAACUUAGAAAAACGUUUUAAGAAUUCUAUAAUUUAUUUAAAAAAGAUAGAAAAACCAAAUACAUGUAAAUUUGAAAAUUUUACAUUAUGGCCUAAUUUUCAUGAGUUAAAAAAUCCUUUUAAACCGGCAAAAUGUAAAACAAAUUUUACCAAUAAUUAUGUUAACUUUUCUGAUGGUAUAUUAAAUUAUAAAGAAAAAAAUGAUUUUAUCAAAUGUCAAUAUCAGUGUAAUUAUGCAAAGAAUGAUUACGAAUUAACAACAGGUAACUGGUUAGAUAUUGAAAAAGCAAAACCUCAAUGUGAUGUAUUUGAAGUACUUUGUAAUGAUAUCUCAAAAAAUAAAACUGUAUUUCAAGAUAUAUAUUUACAUGUAAGUAAUCAUAAAGGAAUUUCUUAUGAACCAUUAACAUUUUUGGAAGAAUCAUAUCGUAAUAAUACAUUAAAUCAUAAAUAUAAUGUUCAUUUAAUUGUUAUUGAUUCAAUAUCAUAUUUUAAUGCUUUACGUGGAUUACCAAAAACAUUAGAAUAUCUGAAAAAUGAAUAUAAUGGUACAUUAUUUAAAUAUCUUAAUAAAGUUGGUCUUAAUUCUUUACCUAAUGCAAAUUCAUUUCUACUAAAUAUUCGUGUUCCAAAAUUAAUUGAUAUUAUUAAUUUACGUCCAACAUUAAAUUCAGAAUAUUGGGGAACUCGUGGUGGAUAUUGUAGUGCUGUCUUAGAUGAUAAACCAUUUAUUGUAAAAUAUUAUCGUGAAUUAAAUUUUACAACAAUGAAUGGUGAAGAGUCACCAGUAACAGCAUUUAACUGGCCUGAUUGUACAGGAUUUACAAAACCAAUUACUCACCAUACAACAAGACCCUAUGAAUUAAGACUUCAUAAUAAAAAUUUUAAAAAGGAUGGAAUAUUUUUAAAAAAUUUUAAGAAAAAAUGUUAUCGUGAUUAUGAUUAUCAGAUGAAAUAUUUAUCACAAUUUAUUAAAAAAUAUAAGAAUGAAAAACAUUUUACAUAUACAUGGUUAACAAAUUUAGCACAUGAUGAUUUGACAGGAUUUUAUCAUUUAGAUGAUUAUUUUAAAAAUUUUUUUAUUAAAAACAAAAAAUAUCUUGAUAAUGGAUUUUUAAUUUUUAUGGCUGAUCAUGGUUUUAGAAUUGGAUCUUUUCGUAAUACUAAACAAGGUGAAUAUGAAGAUGCAAAUCCAUUUUUAUUAAUAGCACCACCUAAAAAUUUACAAAAUGAGGAAAGUGAAGUAAUGAAAAAUUUGAAGGAUAAUUCAGAAAAACAUAUAUCACAUUUUGAUGUUUAUGCUACUAUGCUUGAUAUCGCAACUGAAGGUACCAGAACAAAUUUUAAAAAUAUGAAAAAUUUUAAUUUUACAAAAAUUAUUAAAAACAAUAAAAUUAAAGGUCAUAGUUUAUUAAGAGAAAUAAAUAUUAAACGAGAUUGUUACAAUAUGGAGAUAACAUCAGAAUACUGUUUAUGUCAGAUAGAAUUUAAAACAUUUAAUGAAACAAUAUUUAAAAAACAUAACAAAAGAGAUGACAAAUUAUUAACUGUUGACUUUUCAGCAACACCAAAAUUUUUAACAAAAAGAUUUAUAGAAGAGUUAAAUGGUCAAUUAGAUAAAGGAAAAUUAUUGGAUAAAUGUGAAUUAAUGUAUGAAAAAGAUAAUGGAAUAUUAAAUUUAGAGUAUUCACUUAAUAAAAGUAAUAAAUUAAUAUUUAAAAUGAAAUUAGAAGUAUUACCAAAAGGUAUAUUUGAAGGAAUAUUUGAUGAAAAUGGAACUUUAAUAUCAGAUGAUAUUAAUAGAGUUGAUAGAUAUGCACCAUAUGCAGAAGUUUGUGUUCCACGUCAUAAUUAUCGAAAAUAUUGUUUUUGUAAAAGUUUGUUAAAGAAAACUAAAAAAAGUGAUUUUAAAUUGUAA
Molecule: messenger RNA, 2031 nt
Organism: Strongyloides ratti
Lineage: Eukaryota; Metazoa; Nematoda; Chromadorea; Rhabditida; Strongyloididae
Product: Protein of unknown function DUF229 family and Alkaline phosphatase-like, alpha/beta/alpha domain and Alkaline-phosphatase-like, core domain-containing protein
Exons: 1
Coding region: 1-2031 (676 amino acids)
Source: RefSeq, a predicted model, not a curated record